UGUAUGGAAGCUCUGUGUAUUUGUAUGUUGACAACAGCAGACUAGCCGUUAUUGUUCAUUUUAGGGCAAAAAAUACUGUUGCUAAAAGGCAACAAGAAAACUGGUCAGUAGGAAACGUUUUCAGCAGCUUAUAGCAGACAAAUUAAAGCUGUUGAUACACCACUGGCAGGAAGAUGUCGAAUUGUACUUUCCAGGCACAGCUGGUGUCCAUCAUGGAAAUACUGGCCAAGGCGGCCGUAGCAGAGAUCAACCGACGAGUGAACGACAGCUGCGCGGUGAUCCGUCUGGAAAUGAGACGGAGUCAGAGGGACAUCGAUGCCCUGAAGAGGAAAUAUCAUGUCAUGGAGAGCGAACUGCGUAGGACAAAGGGACGAGCGAGGAAAAAAGUGCCGUUGUGUGUGGUAUCGGAUCGAUACACCCCGACUCCUAGAAGUGUGUCUAUCCAAAACCGGGCGUGUGUGUGGAGUGAAGAACACAGCACCGUUAUUCCAGAGCAGAGGCAACCAACACAUGUGCAGGACACACAUGUCCCCCAUCCGCCUUCUGAUGCGGCUCCUUUGAUCAAAGAGGAGACGGAAGAGGACAAUAUGUGGGUCAGUGAAGGAGACCAGAUCACCUUUUCCCACCAAGGACCAGACGUGGCAACCACCGCAGAGGAAGUGUCUCACACACCACUGGACGGGCAACAUGGCACACACACCACACACACAGGAGAGCAGGAGGCCCAGGUCACUGUGGAGGUCCAGGUGAAGUUCGAAGAGGAGGAAGAGGGUGGUGGGAGGAAGGAGGAAGAGGAGGAGGACAAAAAAGAGGAGCGGAACGAUGGGGAGGCCACAGAAGAAGAACAACAACAUCAACAGCAGCAGCAGAGCUUGGGGCAAGGAGAGUUCGGCAUGGAGCAGCAUGGGGGGGCCUCCCUGUGGACAACAUCCACCAGUGACUUCAGCAUAGAAACGUACACCCACACCCAGCCUCUGUCUGUGCCCCCACUGCCACCUCCUCCUCCCCCCCUCAUAGGAUCCGCCACCAUGGAACAAUCCAGAAACAACACUGCCAUGUUGAUGGCCAGGAACAUGGGACGUGCCAGGUGGGACGGACAGGCUCGUGACCACAUGACCCAGGAGCCGUGUGGCAGCCGGCCCCAGGCGGGUUUCAGAACCGGAGGCGGGUCUGCGCUGGGACUGGGUGGAUUUCGCGGCAACAACAGCGUUGGCAUCGGUGGUUUCGGCAACAACGCCGCCGCCGCCGCCGUCGGGUAUCAGACCGGCGCCCUGCGGCGUCUCCGGCCCCACCAGUGGCGCUCCGUCGGCCCCGCGGCAGGGUCUUCGUCCGCCUCGUCCUCUUCCUCGCUGUGCGCGGAGCGGCGCGUCUACGUCUGCUCGUUCUGCCCCAAGAGCUUCGCCCGCCUCAGUCAGCUGAAGGAGCACCUGCGGAGCCACACGGGCGAGAAGCCCUUCAGCUGCGCCACCUGCGGCCGGCGCUUCACCAAGCACUGCAACCUGGUGCGCCACGCCGUGGUCCACAGCGGCGAGAAGCCCUACCGCUGCCCCACCUGUGCCAAGUGCUUCACCCAGAGCUCCAGCCUCAAGUCGCACCAGCGCACCCACCUGAUGCCGCACCACAGAGAGGGGGCGCUAGUGAGCCGCGCCCAGUUCAGAGGGGCGCUGCUCUCGGGGGCUGGAACAUCCCAAAACUACAGGGGCUUCACAUAGGACGCAGAACAGGGGGGUAGGUUAGAGGAUCAGUCCGUGAUUCUACUCCAGUGUACUCUUUGUUUAAUUCAGAUUGCUCCUCACUGUCCUCUAGCUGUCUGUUCUCUCUGUACGUGUGUGUGUGUGUGUGUGUGUGUGUGUGUGUGUGUGUGUUUGCAAAACAAAAAUGGUGUUUGUAUACAGUCCUGGGUCUGUAAAUGGGAAACAAAUGUAGUAGCUCAGAGUGAGCCAUGGUCUAUUUGGUUGGCUGUUGAGCUAAAUAUCAUCAAUCUUUAGUCAGAAUCACAGACUUCUUUAAAUAUGGAGAAAGGAUGGACAGAGUUGUUCUAUAUUUAUCAUUGCAUUUGUGAGUCUUAAUAAUGGUAAGUGUGUGUGUGUGUGUGUGUGUGUGUGUGUGUGUGUGUGUGUCCCCUAAUGUGACUGCAGAUGGUCGCUCUUCAGGUGAACACAUAUUUCUGUACAUUACUCAUCCUGUGUUCAUCUGUAUUUCUGUGGCUGAUGAUGUAUGCCACAGAUGUCUUGAUUUUGUUUAAUUAAAAAGGACAUGACCUUUUAAAGGAAAUGCCAUCUCUCCCAUAAA
Sardina pilchardus (European sardine) is the source of this 2292-nucleotide messenger RNA. RefSeq lists its product as uncharacterized. Gene Ontology annotation, molecular function: DNA-binding transcription factor activity, RNA polymerase II-specific; RNA polymerase II cis-regulatory region sequence-specific DNA binding. Gene Ontology annotation, biological process: regulation of transcription by RNA polymerase II. NCBI's taxonomy places the organism in Eukaryota, Metazoa, Chordata, Actinopteri, Clupeiformes, Clupeidae. The transcript has 4 exons. The coding region runs from base 174 to 1712 and encodes 512 amino acids. The record is from RefSeq and is a predicted model, not a curated record.